Molecule: messenger RNA, 18790 nt
Organism: Heterocephalus glaber (naked mole-rat)
Lineage: Eukaryota; Metazoa; Chordata; Mammalia; Rodentia; Bathyergidae
Source: RefSeq, a predicted model, not a curated record
AGGGAGGGAGGGAGGGAGACGAGGAAGACGCUCCGCUAAGCCGUGCGUUUCGUAAGGCUCGGAGCACUUGCACAUUUCUGCAGGCGCGCGGCGAGCCCUUCGCGGCGGCUGCUGCAGCUUGGACUGCGUCCUCCUCCUCUUCUUCUUCCUCCUCCUCCUCGUCCUCCUCCUCCUCCUCGUCCUCCUCGUCCUCCUCGUCCUCCUCGUCCUCGUCCUAGUCCUCCUCCUCCUCCUCCUCCUCCUCCUCCUCCUCUUCCUGCUCCGGGUGUGUGCCUGUGUGAGUGUGUUUUGCAAGGUGUGUCCGUUUUAAUUCUGCCCAGUAGGUGGGACUUGGUGACUUUAGCACCAUUUUUCCUUUUCUUCUCCCUUCACAUUUAUUAUUAUUAUUAUUAUUUAUUGUUAUUAUUAUUAUUAUUAUUAUUAUUUUGCCUCCCCAACGUCUGUUGCAACGCUGCUGCAAAGUCUCGGAGUCGGAGAGCGUGCCUAGCUUCCGGAGCCCCUGGACCCCGCCAGCCGAAGCAGUGAUCGGAGAUGGAUGUCUCUCUUUGCCCAGCCAAGUGUAGUUUCUGGCGGAUUUUCUUGUUGGGAAGCGUCUGGCUGGACUAUGUGGGCUCCGUGCUGGCUUGCCCGGCAAAUUGCGUCUGCAGCAAGACUGAGAUCAAUUGCCGGCGGCCGGACGAUGGGAACCUCUUCCCCCUCCUGGAAGGGCAGGAUUCAGGGAACAGCAAUGGGAACGCCAGCGUCAACAUCACGGACAUCUCAAGGAAUAUCACUUCCAUACACAUAGAGAACUGGCGCAGUCUGCACACGCUCAACGCCGUGGACAUGGAGCUCUACACUGGACUCCAGAAACUGACCAUCAAGAACUCAGGACUCCGGAGCAUCCAGCCCAGAGCCUUUGCCAAGAACCCGCAUUUGCGCUACAUAAACCUAUCAAGUAACCGACUCACAACGCUCUCCUGGCAGCUCUUCCAGACGCUGAGUCUUCGGGAAUUGAGACUGGAGCAGAACUUCUUCAACUGCAGCUGUGACAUCCGCUGGAUGCAGCUGUGGCAGGAGCAGGGGGAGGCCAGGCUGAACAGCCAGAGCCUCUAUUGCAUCAAUGCAGAUGGCUCCCAGCUCCCCCUCUUCCGCAUGAACAUCAGUCAAUGUGACCUUCCUGAGAUCAGUGUGAGCCACGUCAACCUGACUGUACGAGAGGGCGACAAUGCUGUUAUCACUUGCAAUGGGUCUGGAUCACCCCUGCCUGAUGUGGAUUGGAUAGUCACUGGGCUGCAGUCUAUCAACACCCACCAGACAAAUCUGAACUGGACCAACGUCCACGCCAUCAACUUGACACUGGUGAACGUGACAAGUGAGGACAAUGGCUUCACCCUGACGUGUAUUGCAGAGAACGUGGUGGGCAUGAGCAAUGCCAGCGUUGCCCUCACUGUCUACUACCCUCCGCGUGUGGUUAGCCUGGAGGAGCCCGAGCUGCGCCUGGAGCACUGCAUCGAGUUCGUGGUGCGGGGCAACCCGCCACCCACGCUGCACUGGCUGCAUAAUGGGCAGCCACUGCGGGAGUCCAAGAUCAUCCACGUGGAGUACUAUCAGGAGGGUGAGCUGGCCGAGGGCUGCCUGCUCUUCAACAAGCCCACACACUACAACAAUGGCAACUACACCCUCAUUGCCAAGAACCCUCUGGGCACAGCCAACCAGACCAUCAGGGGCCACUUCCUGAAGGAGCCGUUCCCAGAGAGCACAGAUAUCGUUGUCUUUGAAUCUGAUGUGAGCCCUACACCUCCUAUCACUGUGACUCACAAACCUGAGGAAGACACUUUUGGGGUAUCCAUAGCAGUUGGACUUGCUGCUUUUGCCUGCGUUCUGCUGGUGGUUCUCUUUAUCAUGAUCAACAAGUAUGGCCGACGGUCCAAAUUUGGAAUGAAGGGUCCUGUGGCUGUCAUCAGCGGUGAAGAGGACUCAGCCAGCCCCCUGCACCACAUCAACCAUGGCAUUACCACGCCCUCCUCUCUUGAUGCUGGGCCUGACACAGUGGUCAUUGGUAUGACGCGGAUCCCAGUCAUCGAGAACCCUCAGUACUUCCGUCAGGGACACAACUGUCACAAGCCAGACACAUAUGUUCAGCACAUCAAGAGGAGGGACAUCGUGCUGAAGCGAGAACUGGGCGAAGGAGCCUUUGGAAAGGUCUUCUUGGCUGAGUGUUACAACCUCAGCCCAACCAAGGACAAGAUGCUCGUGGCAGUGAAGGCCCUGAAGGACCCCACCCUGGCUGCCCGGAAGGAUUUCCAGAGGGAGGCCGAGCUGCUUACCAACUUGCAACAUGAGCACAUUGUCAAGUUCUAUGGUGUGUGUGGUGAUGGAGACCCCCUCAUCAUGGUCUUUGAGUACAUGAAGCAUGGAGACCUGAACAAGUUCCUCAGGGCCCAUGGGCCAGAUGCCAUGAUCCUUGUGGAUGGGCAGCCACGCCAGGCCAAGGGCGAGCUAGGGCUCUCCCAAAUGCUCCACAUUGCCAGUCAGAUCGCCUCGGGCAUGGUAUACCUGGCCUCCCAGCACUUUGUGCACCGGGACCUGGCCACCAGGAACUGCCUGGUCGGAGCCAACCUGCUGGUGAAGAUUGGAGACUUUGGCAUGUCCAGAGAUGUCUACAGCACCGAUUACUACCGGGAAGGGCUAUGCCAGAAGGGCCCAGUCAACGUGUCAUGGCAGCGGCAGAGGCUAGCAGCACCGACAACUUCCACAGUAGGAGGACACACCAUGCUCCCCAUCCGCUGGAUGCCCCCUGAAAGCAUCAUGUACCGAAAGUUCACCACGGAGAGCGACGUGUGGAGCUUCGGGGUGAUCCUUUGGGAAAUCUUCACCUAUGGGAAGCAACCCUGGUUCCAGCUCUCAAACACAGAGGUCAUUGAGUGCAUUACCCAAGGUCGUGUCUUGGAGAGGCCCCGAGUCUGCCCCAAAGAGGUGUACGAUGUCAUGCUGGGCUGCUGGCAGAGGGAACCACAGCAGCGGCUGAACAUCAAGGAGAUCUACAAAAUCCUCCAUGCUUUGGGGAAGGCCACCCCAAUCUACCUGGACAUUCUUGGCUAGUGGCGGCUGGUGGUCAAAAAUUCAUACUCUGUUGCCUCCUCUCUCCCUGCCUCACACCUCCCUUCACCACCUCACAACUCCUUUCUUCCUUCCUUGACUGAAGCGAACAUCUUCAUAUAAACUCAAGUGCCUGCUACACAUACAACACUGACAAAAUGAAAAAAGAAAAAAAAAAAGGAAAGACAAAAACCUUGUAUAGCUUGAUGCUUUUGAGAAGCAUUGAUGGCGCCUACCAGUAGACACUGAACAAGCAACACCACAAAACCCAGACAAGAGCAGACUGCAUCCAUCCUGAGUGGAAACCACACCCACGAUCCUUGCUAGAUUCAUUGUUAGUCUAUCCUCUGAGCUUGAAGAACUGCUUUCUGGACUAAAGAACCACAGAAGAAUAAAUAGCUGAAACCCGAACCCUGACAAGGCACUGCCACAUGUCUUUCCUUCACUGGAAAGACUCCUUGGCCCCAUGUUCCAUUUUUAGGCCCUUCCGGAGCUUUGGGGUGGGUGGGAAAUAGGUUCCCUCCUGUUGUCUGCUAAAGUAGACAAAGCAGGUUUUGGGAGCCGGAUAGCAAAAGAUUUAAUUGGUCAUUGGUCAUUAUUAGGUAUGCUCUCUGGUCCUGUUUCUUACCUUCUUUCCCUAUAUCCUUGCCCUACCUCCUAGGCUACUACUAAGUCCUAAGUGAACCCCACUGCCAGGGAAGGAAUCCAGGAUUGGUGAGAGGAUGAGGCAGUGUGGGCCUCUGGGAGGCAGGCAGUGGCCUAGGUGAGAGCCAGCGGGGAAGAAGCGACGUACUUGCUCCCUUCACCAGGCCCCUUGGCAUUCUCCUCACGUUUCCAGCCCCUGGAAGGAUUGAUGCAUCUGCCUAUGAGCUUGUGAAAAGGCAGGGACUGAGAAAUCGCCUUUGUGGGCUGGGCUGGGGGAGGGGCUGAGGCUUCUCUGGGAGAUGUCCAAUGAGUGGCCAGUGCCGAAGGCUUGGCAUCUUAAUGAGGACUGAGCGCUGACCAGGGAAUGAGAAUGAAACAUCUGGGCUAGGGCCAGAGCCCUGUGCCGCAGCACCGGGGAAUGUCUGCCUUCCUGCUGCUGCCAAGGACAGCAACAGAGCAGAUCUCUGGCCACUCUGACACAAGACAAGGAAAUGCACAGAGCCCCCCUGCUGGAGAGGAGAAGAUGUACCCCUCUCAGGGCACCAGGCCCAUCCACUUCAACCCAAGCACACAGCUACUAGUGAACUGACCUUUUCCUAACUGAUUCCUCCUGGAAGCCUCUGAUUUGCUCCCUUUCCUGCCAGCUAGAGAACUGUCUGCAGCCUGGGUAUCCCGUUCAGCUGAAAGCAGCUAAAGUAUGGGAAUUCCUGUGUGAGUUAGGACUGAAUUAUGUGUUUGUGAUUUUGCUUUUUGUACUUAGACCCCAGAAUGUUUUUAUUCUGAUAGAGAAGAGCUACGCUCAGAUUUUAGCCACAGUUGGGAUUCAGGGGUGAGCAAGGCUACUCAGCUGGACAGGGAAGACAACUGGGUGAAUGCGAGGUGGGGGUGGAUCUUCUCACUGUGCUGUACACUUAGCCUUUGAGGACUUUGGGGGAAAGCUUAAGAAUUGACCACCCCAAGAGAACCCUUUGUUAUCCCACAGCAAUUACUUCUCUUAUUAUUCUACUCUUUGCUUCACCUGAGGCCCUUGGUCUGUGUUGGGGUUGUGACUGCUGGAUGGAAGGGCACAGUCUGGUUUUGAUCUGGAAAGAUGUUCAGGGAGGGAAUGAUUGGAGGGGGCCUGAGGUCCUUCAGUGCUGUCUUGCUGUCCUUCUCACAUAUCCUCUUUCAACAUGCACCAUGUGGCUUUGAUCUUGACUAUGUGUUUGGAGAACCUCAUAGUCACUGAUGGGCUGAGAAAAAUGGGGAGAAGAAAUGGAUUGGAGUCUAGCAGACAACUGGGAGUGAAGAAUGUGUGAGGGUUACAAGUCAGUGCACUGAGUCCUUACAGACAAAUAAGAGAACAUAAUUCCUUGGGAAACAAGAAGCAUUGAAGGAGACUGAGCUUGUCAGAUUGCCCUUGUCUUAGUCCCACAGCCCUGUGCAUUGCCACUGGGGUCAUGUCUUGGCUAUGUGCUAGAUAUACAGCCACCUAUGGAAGAGUGCCCUUGAGAGAGUGGUAGAGUUGAAAGGUAGAGAGACAGGACCUAUUUCUAACUACUUUCUUGCUGCUCUCUGUAGUGUAUACAUGUUAACCAAGGCAGGUAUAAAAAAAUGAAAAAAAAUUUAGAGCAUAAAGGAGGCAGAGAAUAGGGCAAUGGAAAUUAAAUAGUUAUUUGAUGGCCUGGGGUGUGUGGAGCAUAUUAUUCCUCCUGUACUGAGACAGGACCAGUAAGACUUGCUUCACUGUCUUGGGUUCCCAUCUAUGAUAUAAGGGAUGUCCUUGCUAAUCUUUGGCCCUGUUCUGACUCUGAAUUCUCACUCUUUUUUGUUUGAGACAGGGUCUUACUAUGUAGUUCAGGCUGGCCUUGAACUCACUAUGUAGCUCAGGCUGGCCUCGAACUUGAGGGGAUCCUCUUGCCUCAGCCUCCUGAGUGCUGAGAUUACAGGCAUGUGCCACCACGCCUGGCUUGAAUUCUUACAUUCUAACAGCAUCAAGAUACUGUGUGAUGUUUUCUCAGCAUCACUCUGCAAUGUCUGGCUAGCCUUCCUCAGGCCUUGCGUGAGUGAGGACAGUUGCCUCUGAGGGUGCACUAGGUUUGUGCUGGGAUCAGUUCUGAUAGGAAAGUCUUCUUCUCUUUUAUACCCAUGUCUUCACAAGUCACAGUCUGAAAUGUUCAAGACUACUCUAGACCCACAGAAAGCAUUUGUUUUCGUUCUCCAUCCUAGUCUUUCUACGUACAAGAAAAGCACUAAGAUUUAUUUAUUUAUUUAUGUAUUUAUUUUUAAAGAGCCUAAUGUGUUUAAAUGAGUCUUGAAAUCAUAUCUGGUCAGCCAAUGUGGCCGCUCCAGCGUAUUCUACCCACUCCCCUUGCCGAAAAUGUUUUACAAUCUAAAAGAGCAUGGAUGGCAAAUUUGGAAUCUGACAGCUUUGUUUGAAGCAACCUCAAUGUGACAAAGUGUGAACAUUCCAGGGAACUGAGGGUGAUGCCCUGGCCAUGCUGUCCUCACUUGGUCCCAUUCUAGACUGAACAUAAGUGACCUGCUGUCAGAUGUCCACCUUGGAGCAAGGUACCAUGGCCAAGGGUCCUCCUUGUACUUUCUGGCUUUGAACAUGACCCAAGUGCUGCCCUCUAAUUUUAUCCCUGAACUUUGAUUGGACCUUGGAGGACACUAAGCCUCCCUUAGUCAACAGGACUUGAUGCUUCCUCCACUCAGCAGGUAUGCUCAAAUUAUGCUUGGACAGAGGCUUCCUAUGACAGAUAAAAUGUCCUUUGAUUUUCUGGGUUCAGGUUGAACAUUGACAUUCUUCUCUGGCAAUGCUUACUUUGUGGAAUACACUAGCACAAGUAUUUCUGGUGCUAAAUACUAUAGAAACCAACAGAAACAGAGGAGCUGUCUGCCAGUUUCUGGGGCUGCAUGAGACUCAUCUCAGAAGUGAAAGAGUCAGCUAUAUUAGGAGAGUACAGGAAACAUCAGAAAGAUCACAAUUCCUAGCUUUUCUCUUAGUUACCCAGGUAACUUUGGCUAAAUCAAUUAAUCUCUCAAAUUAUCCAAUUUUCUUUCUGAGACAUUUAAGAGGUUAAACUGGAUAUCCUUGGGGCCAUUUCAGCUUUUUUUUUUUUCCAAAAAGAUAUGUUCUGUCCCCUUCUGCUCUCCGCCCCCCUCCCCCCCAGGCUUACUUGUUAGAAAUAAAUUGAAAGGAAAGGAGGGAUAGGAUAAAAAAAGUUACCAAUGGCAAGUAAUUGAUUAUUGAAGGCAAGAAAAGAAAGUUCAGCGGCUUGUCUGUCUGUGGGAUAUACCAAUCCACCAAUGGGUGGAGGCAGCUAGGCAGAGAGGCCAGGGCCCCAAAAUCUGUACUGUUCAAGAGAGAUUACCUGCACCAGCAUACCCUCUUGAACUAGUCAUCAUUUCCCAGUCAGCUCUGACAUGCCCAAAGUCGGCAGAAAUUAUUCUGAAAUAUGGAACAGGGUUGCCCACCCCUCACUGGCAUCUAGAACUCAGGGUUAAUAACCAACAGAUUUUUAAAAAAUGCUAAUUGUAAGGAACUAACAUGUUGGAAAGGAGGGUUGUUUAAAGUUGCAGAGUCUUUACCCACUCUCUCACUCUGCACUUAGGAAUGGACUAUGGGUUUUUUGCUCUCCUUUCUGAACCAAAAAAGUAGUAGUAUGAUUUUGACUUCCAGGUGUAGUUAUUACAAUGAGCAGUCAUGAGAUUUGGGGUCUUCCCAAUGCAUUACUCAGAAUCUAGAGCAUAGACACAUGGACAGAUGCUUAUUGAGUGAGCCCAUAUGCCAGCAAUCCAGAUUGCUGCCUUCCAGUGCUCCUGACAUGUCUCCUGUCCACUUCAGUUGGAAGCCAGCCUCUAGAAUGCCCAGUGGUAUUUGCCUUAGAGCAAAAACUGGCACCUGAAGCCUAGGCCUUAAGUACUGUAGCCACUCAUUAUGUCUUUGUGUCUUUGAGCUCCACCUUCUUUCAUACCAAAUAAAUCAUUUCAGCCAAUACUCAAUAGGUUCUAAAGGCAAAUUCUAAGUUUCUACACAAUUAGUAAAAUAUUAAUACAGGCUCUGGAAAAUGUUUUGGGAUGCCUUGAAUGUCAUUGCAAGUAUCUUACUAGGAAAAUACGGGCAUAUGUAAAUUGUACGUGUAUACGCAUAAGCAUAUUUGGUUGGAAUGGCUUCAGAGAAGGCCUUCUUGGAGUCAGCAAAUUGAUUCCAAUUUGGGGUUCCCUUUGCACCUUACGUUUCCCGUGGAUGAGACUGACUUCAGAGAGGUUUGGAAUGGUUCUGAUGGGAAAUCUGUCAUCUUGGGAAGUUUGAUCAUUUGGUGCUCCCUGGAUUAAAUUGUCUUGACAAUAACAUUCUGAGCACCAGAAGAUCACUACUCCUGUUUGUUUAAUACAUCACCACACAGGAACUGUUUCCACUGCACCUUCCAUUGGGGUGAUAUAGAAGUCACUCACUGCAGACGUAUCCAUCCCCAGGAGGGAUGGAAGAGAUGGAAUGUGCUAUGUUGAUGCUUGAUCACUCUUUCUGAAAGGCAUUACUGACUUGAUUCUAUGUGCUGAAUAUUUGUCACUGCAUUGGGUGUUAGGACUUUUGCUCUUGGCGUGGGCUGCUCUACCCGAAGGGGUCUAAAUCUUGGCUUCUUACAGGGUUUCUGUUUGCCUGGUGCAUUCUCUCCAAACAGUUUUUUUUGGCUGCCUAUAAAAUAUUUAUACUUUGAAACAAGAAAUGCCUCUGGCCCAAGUUUCAAUGUGCCAUCAUAGAUACUCUUAGUGAGAUCUGUGGAGGGUGAAGUUCCUUGAGUGGAAUUAACAGGAAUUCUAGACCAAAGUAAUGAAGUUCAUAUUUCUCUUCCUUUUUAGCAAACUACUAAGUUCCAAGUUUAAAGUAAGGCCUGGUUUGAUAUUUGCAGUGGGGAACAAUGUCUUAAAUCAACAAAGUGAGCUCUGUCUCUCAAAAGAAAAUAGUAAGUUCUGUGAAUUGUCCCUAAUCACACAGGAAUAUAUUGCUUUGUGUGCAGUGCCAUGGUCCAAGCUUUCAAGAGGUACUUUUAGCAGACAAAGUGAUAAGUUCCUUAUAGAUAUAGCAAGACAACAUAGGCAAGGAAAAUCCUCUUCAAUAUUUAUUUCUAAGAAGCACUCAGGCUCUAAAGUUUUGCUUUUUGAUUUUAGUAUAUUAUGAGAUUUGGUUUCUUCACACCUUAGCAGAUCAGAAAUUUAGACAUCUUUUUUGCAAGGCUACAGCUAGACACGGAACCCAGAUGUCUAGUGUAUACUCUGACAUCCUUUUCAAUGUAACAUUCCCCAAACUCACUGAGAAAUAUAAACUUUCCAGUCAGUCUUUUUUUUUUUACUUCAAAAGAGUUUGUGGGGGUUACAUUUUAAAAACUCCGAACUUCGUAAUAUAUUAAAUGAUAGGGCACAUUCAGUUACUCAGUAUCCACUCCUCACCCCAAGAUCUGUCUAUGUUCUGUCUCUGUUUAAAAACUACCUGACAUUUACCUCAUGCCUCUGAACCUGCCUCUGGGGUAGAUAAACAAACCUGGUCCAGGUGAUUUGAUUUCUGCUGUCUAUAGCAGAGAAGUUUUUAUUUCUUUUUCAUUUCCCUUUUUCUUUUGGUUCUUAUCUUCCUGCUUCCAUAGGACAGACAAUCCAGAUUCUCAAACUCCAUGCUAGUCUUAAUAGGAGGUGAAUCCCAUGACCACAAACAGUUUGGACUUCAAACAGUGAGAAAAUUGGCGCUGAAUGAUUCGACACACAAAGCAGAAAACUUUCAUUUCCUGCAGGCAGGAUGGAAUUGACUGUUAUAUUAAGACUUCUGAAGGAGCCCUGCCCAGGAGUAAUUUCAGUGCUGUCAGACAAUGUUGACAUCUAGAUUAACCUCUGUGCAGUGAAUUUUACUGCAAAGCUCAUUGAGAUGCAUGUGGCGUGUCUCUGUAAAUUCCGUCUGGAACCCUUGAUGGCCCGCUCUCCACAACCUGCCUCUCUUCCCCACCUGCUCUUCUCAUAGUCCAUGAACGUUUAGCCUCCAGGAGUAGAGGAGCCAUGGCUGGGGUAUCACCCUAAGAAAGGGAGCUUUGGCCUUUCUCUGCCCACAGUGUUGAGCCAGGCAGAGUGACAGUGGUUGUCAUCCUACUGAGUUUCCCUAAGGGGGCUGCAAAUCAAGGUAUGGAAGCCAUGAGGCUGAUGACAAGGAGUUUUGUAGCAUAUCAUGAUGCCACACAAAGGGAUGAAAUGGUUUGUGGAAAAUUAGUGUCCUGAAUCAGUUAGUCCUGCUCAGGAGCCCCUACUCUUUCCGAGCUUCAAAGUCCAGAUGCAACAAGGUCACGACUGCAGCCAGGUGUGGUGGGUGAAUUCUGAUGGAUGAAAGUGUGUGCUCUGCACAGGUGUUUCCCUAGGCCCUGCGAUGGAGCUGUCCUCAGAGCACUAGUUUGUCAACUCUCUUUAAGGCGCAGUGAGCUCUGGAACAGACUGAGCCCUGUCUCACUCACUGCGUGAUGCCACAGUGAGAUGCAGCAGCCCCAUGAACCUUAAAGCUAAGAUCACAACUUCUCUACAAACUUGGGCCAUUACUGACAUUGAAAGUUUUGAGAAAAGGCUUUCAGCUUAGCUUCACCUCCUUUCAGGCUCUGGCUCUGUGGAAAUGUUCAAGAUGAUCACAGGCCUUUGUAGAAACUUCCCUCAAGAUGUUAGAAUACUGUACCCCAACCCUACAAUUUUUAUGAUUCUGAAUCUCUGUUCUUGACUGUGUGUGUCUAUGUGUGUGUGUGCUACUGGACUUUGAGCCCAGAGCCUUCCACUGAGCUACAUCCCAUCCCUUUUGUAUAUUUUGAGACAGGAUUUCACUAAUUUCCUAAAUUACCUAGUCUGGGUUUAAACUUGCCAUCCCCCUGCCUCAGCCUCCCAGAGUGCUGGGAUUUUGAUCUCUUUAAAACUGUUUUUGUCUACUUUGUCUCUUGUCUUUAAUAUGAGUAGUAAGAAUCUCCUUGUAUGUUCUUAGAUAUUUCUUUAGGAGAAUUGAAAGUUUCCAGCCAAGGACAUUGUGUUUGGCUUAUUGAUAGGGGAAAUAGAUUUCUGGGCUGAGUAAUGUUGCAGUCAUACAAAGGCACUCUGUUGACUUUGUUUAAAAGCAAUUAUCAGAACUGUGUUUUAUUCUAGAUGCUUGAGCUCAUGUAGUUCAAACUCCACUCAUCAUUUUAUUAUUUAUGUCACGAUGCUUGGUUAUAUGCACACUCAUGUGCACACAAAUGCCUCAGUAAUUUUGUCUGUGUACAAACCAUGAUGUUCCAGUUGGCUUGCUUCCAUUGACCACUGUGUGCAUAUUGUGUGUGCAAAUAAGUGUGAAUCACAUAUUUGCUUUCUGAAACUUUGAUACAUGUCUACUUUUAUCAUCAACACACAGCCCUUGGCUUUUACACUUUGGAUUGUUUGCAAAGUAGGUGGGGUUUUUUUGAGCAGGAAAAUUCUGAUUUUCUCAAAAUCUUCAUAUUUAAAGGCAGGAUUACUUUGCUUUGUAGAAACAAAAACUAAACUAGCGUUUGAUUCAAUUUUUAUUUAAUUUUGUGGGGCAAAAGACAUUAAAAAAAAGACAUAGUGCUUGUGUAAUAAAUAUUAAGUGUGUAUAAAUAUAAAUGUGAACUAAUGUAAGCAAGUUAUUGAUUCUAUCUUUGGGCUGAAAUAGUCAGGUGUAAAACUCAAACAUUCCAAAAGGAUUGCACCGUGAAGUGAAAGGGCUAGCACAGGGUGAAGGAAGAGAGCUGAGCUAGAAGCCAGCAGGCUGCAUGGGGUGUUCCUUGGCUGGGUAACUGCAUAAGUCACCUCAAUUCUCUGAGCCAAUGUAGGACUGAUUUUGUUUGAAGUGGGCAGCUGGCAGCUGGUCACAGGCUUGCUCCCCUUCUGUGAUUGCAGCGAUGGGGAAAGCCAAAUAUAUUUCUUGUUCACUGCUCAGAUCAGUUACCAAUGAAGUACCAAGGUUUCCAUUAAAGCAAGUCUGCAAACAUCCACACUCUGGUCAUUUUCAUCUUCAAUAUAUCUCUUUUAGCUCUCUUUUGAAGGCUUUCCAAACUGAAUACUUUCUGUCUGUCUCACCCCUGAAAGGCCAAGUCCUAUCUCUGAGAAGCCAGAGAAAGCUCUAGUUGUUCAUCUUCCUCUACCCUAGUCUGAACAUCAGCCAUGCUUGGGAUUUAGCCUUAGAUUUCAGCUGAAGGAAACAAGUAUGUUCUCCCACCCAUCAGUCUCUUUCCAGCUCUGUGGACCAAGUGAUUAGCUCCUCAUUAGCACUUCAUCAGAGGCUUUUUUUUUGCACAAGAGACUCUGGACCCACAAGACUAUUACAAUGCCUCAUUCUGUCUAUUUGAAGUCAUCUCAUCCUUCUGGUUAGGAAAGGGGAGGCUUUUCUACAAAUAUGUUUUUCAUCUAAUUGCUCUUUCUUGUUUUCUGACUGUUAAAUAUAUUGGUAAAUAUUAAACAUGGUUUUCAUUUCUAUCUAGAUCCCUACGAUCGUGGGCGUACUACAUCAUUAUCGACUAAGAGCUUCAGUCAAGUAUUUUUCUAUUUCAUGGAGUGACUAUCAUACUGGCAUGCAUAUUUGAAGGAGUGUUCAUAUCUUGGUUGUGGGAUACAACCCGAGAUUGUUUUCUAUUGAAUUAAAUCUUUAUUGUGAUAGCAUCAGAAAGGUUUAUACUAUAAGAACAGAAUUGACCCUAACAUGCUAGGAAAGCCUGAGGUAGAAGAACUCACCCAAGAGGUAGGAGAUUAGGCUUUCCGUUCUCAAAAUCAUUUUGUAUCAAUAGAUGCUUCAGCCCUUUCCCUUCAGUCCCUCUGAAAAAUACUAAUAUCCACAUUUGCUAUUCAAAACAAAUUACUCAUGUCUGACCCAAACCCUGAUUUUAAAAAGUCAUUAAAAAACAACCCUCUAGGGAUAGUUUAAUAUUGGUUCUUUUCCUGAUCCCUACUAAUAUUUUCAAUGAGAUUUUAAUUUUUUUUCACUUUUAUUGCUUUAGAAAAGACUUAGGGAUCUAUUUUAAAUACUAUCCUUGAUGAAAUAGCAAGAUGGAUUGAAAAUGGUGAGUGGAGAUAAUAGGGCUAGGAGACAGAGUCUUGCUGAGCGACCUUGGAAAAAGCAUUAUGAUCUUUUUGCCUCUCUUUCUUAAUCUACAAAACAAACCAACAAACCAACAAAAACAAAGUCCACUGCUAACAACUCUCUGCCUGCCACAGAGGGUUGUUAUGUCAUCCUGUUGGAUGAGCCCACAGUGGUUGAAGUGUUUGUGGGCUGUUCAGUCCCCCAAGUAUGUAGAACCCACUCUUUGGGAGGGAUGUUGCACACAGUCUUGUUGGGUGGGGAGCUCAGAGCUGCUGCUUUUAAAUUGCACUAUGUUUGGAGGAGCACUUUCUUUUAAUUCAUCCUGAAGUCUGGUUCCUAAAUGUUUUGUCAUUAGUGUUUUCUCCUUCGACUUACCAUCGAGCAUGUAGUAAUGGAAAAUGCCUUAGAAAACACAAGCAAACAGGGCUGUUUUACCCAUUUGGCACUGUCAUUGAAAAGGAACUGCUAGUAGAUUUUACUUUCAGGCUUAGAACCCUGAAAUUUUUUUAGGGAAUUGGCAUAUCUUGCUGCAUGUCAUUUCUUACCACUCACUAUUGCUUUUAUGAGUUUUUGUAGGUGUGAAAUAAGAAUGUUCAAAGCUUCCUCAAUAAAUUGGGUGGUGGAGCUAAUUUUGCAGGGAGAACUGAAGUAAUAACAAUCUAGAAGCAUUCUAGGGCCAAUGAUCUCAACAUGGGGAAAUAACUGUAAGGUAGAAAGAAGUGAUCUAGCAAAGACCAAACACUAGACAACACUUUUAAUAGCCCCAAGGACAACUAAAAAGGUGUGAGUGGAAAUCCCACUGAGGAACUGGUUUUGCUGAAAAUGAAGCCCUUGACAAUAAAUCCUGAGACCAGAUAACCAAGGCGACAGCAGUGAUGUCAUUUAAGCCCUAAAAAAAAUCUCAGGAGUUUAUGAUGCCAGCCACUAUUUUAAAUAGCUUGCAGUGGUGACUACUUGGCAAGAUAAAUCUUUCAAAUGUUAUUUCCUUUCAAUUCCCAAGUAAUCAUCAGGUGUGAUAUAUUUGAUGAGAUGCUGUGCAUUUAUUAAAAGGAUUUUGACCACUGCAAAUCAGAAUAAAGGUGAGUAUCGAAAAUGCUGGGAAAUUAAAAAAUGCUUAACUAAAAUUCAGAAUAUCUCAGCUUCUCUUUUCUCUUUUUACCUUGUGCUCAAUCUUGUUCUUAUAUGGGAAAGUAACACCUCUGUUUUAGACCUCGGUCUGGGUAAGUUUUCUCUUACAGUUGUCCAGCAGGCAGAAAGCAUCCGUUUUCUUUGAAAUGAGAAUCCAAAUUGGGUUAUUUUUUUUCAAGUUAUGGUGUAAAACUGGAGAAGGCAAGCUGGUUCAGGGUGAUGUUUUGUAAUUUAUUUGGAUAAUUUUGAGGAGAUGAGCCCCUUCAUAGCACUGGAAAAGUGUGCCUCCACCAAGUUGUCUCACUGUAGAACUUCCUAGAGACACAACUUAGUAGUUGAAUAUCGCAGAACAAUCAUUUGAGAAGUAACUCACUAAAUAUGGAAAAAUUGAAAUUCUAUGUUGCAGGAACAGCUAGAAUCUAUCUUAGUGUUUGAUUUCUUUCCCCUGUCUGAAAGUUUAGCCUUUUGUGAGGCCACUGGGAUAUUUUCAUUCCAUGGCUAGAAAAGAUUAUUUACAGUUCAGGUCUAAAAGCAAGGGCUCCCCUAACCCAUCAAAAUUGAAGACAACUCUAUAUGACUUCUGUUAUUUUUCUGAUACCCCACAGCAUCAAGGACCUUUUUUGAUUAUGUGUAUAGACCACAGCGGGUUAGCUUGAGGGAAUUGUCAAGUUAAAAUGAAAGAAAAGCAAGUUGGGGCAAGAAAACUCUCACAUUGAAUGUGAGAGAAAACAGUAGUGCUGUUCUGUUGAGCAAAGAGGUGUACUGUUCUGGGAGGAAUCACGUCCUUCAAGAUUGUUUUAGUUGUUGAGAUUGUGUGUGUGUGUGUGUGAGUGUGUGUAUGUGUGUGGCUGAGGGUGUGGAAGCAGAUAGGAAACACUUGUUUAUGAGUUUAGAUUGUCUCUUGAUAACAGUACAAACUCUGCUCAGUUUCUAGAAAUGUGGCAGUAAAAUUAGAGCACCAGAGGAACCCAGAGUCCUAUGUUUCUGUACAAAGUAAAGUUUUAUCCAAAUAUUUCCUUUAGAAACAUUCAGUCAUAGCAAGCCAAAUUAAUCUGCCACCUGCAAUUAGUAUCACACACAAAAAAAGUCAGUAGGCAGCAUCUGCAGACCCCCUCUGCAUGUAUUAUAGGCUUCUAUUCUAAUGGCACAGGGUCAUUGGUUCAUAUUAGGGGAUAACCCUGUAGGGCCUGAAUGGGGAGUAGGUUGAAGUGCACUACCCUGCCAGUAUUUUGGCAAUGCAUUCUGUCCCACAGAAAAACUAGUGUAGUUUUGGGGCUAUUUUUGUUUGAAAUGGUAUGAAAAAAGAGAGUUUUUGAAAAAGAUUUAAGGACUGUCUCCUAAGGCCAGCCUCCGCUAAAAGACUUUUCAGUUUGAUAGGCGGAGCUUCUAGCUGUGCCUAUCCCAGAGUGCAAAUUCUGCAAUGACUUCUGGGUGUCUGUUUUUCAGAACCAGGGACAGCACCCUUCCCCUAGGACCUGCUAUCCUGAUUGCAUUUCUAGACAGGGAAGAACAGGUUUUUCCUUUACUUCCUAUCCACUGAGCCUCAACUUGUAAGAAGUUUUAAGAUUAGGUGCUUGCAUCUUUUAUUCAUUACCAAACCUACAACAGCUUUUUGCUCCCCCAGCCCGAGUUAGCUGUUUCUGUUAUUUUCUUGACCACUAACAAAUAGUAGGGUUUGGACCUACUCAGGUCUCCUGGCUCAGAGAGCUGGAAAGAUGCUCAGAUAAUAGGCACACUUUGGAACAGGUACUCCCUGAAAAAAUCUAUAUAAGACACACUUGGCUUGUAAAUUCCUUAUAGGAGAUCACUUUCUGUUUUAAAAUUUCUGCAUAUUCCCCACAAUGUACAAGUCUCUGAUGUAGUGGGCAUAUGGAGUGAGCCAAUAUUCACAGUGGUUGAAUCAAUGAACUUGGAAGAUACAUAAGGUCCCAGCUAUGUUGUUAUUAGGCAUUUUGUAGACUCAAGGAGGGACCUUGCUUUGCCUCUCAACAUCCACCAUUUUUUCUGUUGGUCAGCAGCUGUUUUUGCCUUCAACAAUUACAGAAUAAAAAUAGUUCCUCAGAAAAUAAGUCUCCAGGCCAGAGUAAUGGAGUACACUGAGACAAGGAGAGUAGCAGAAGUACAUGCUGUCAACUUUGCUUUGUGAUUGGCCAGUUUUCAUAUAGCAGAAUAAUACAUAGACAUCCUAUGGCAGCACUGUCUUUUCUUGACUAGUUGGCAGCAAGCAUCCUUUCAAUUCAUGUCAGGAUGGGUCCUAUGGUGAGAAGGCGAGACAGCCACUGCAGAUUUCAUCUUAAAUACUGUCUCCUACUUCACAGAUAUUAGAUAGGUUCCACUUUCUCUGCCUCUAGGCUACCCAAGACUCAAUGCUCCACAAUAUCCUUUCUCUCACUUCCUCUUCCCCUUCACUGCUAAUUAUCAUAAUUUUUAACAGAUAGUAGAGGAGGAACAUAAGGAUUUCUUUUAAGGAUAGAUUAAGGGAAAUGAACCCAUUCCAAUACUUCCACUUGCCAUGCAGGAAGGGCCAUGGCAUGAGUCUCACUGGGGUGAAUAAGGUUAAAGUUUCUCUGCUGGAUCCUUUAGAAUAUGAAAGCUUUGAUUUAUAUUUAAAUCAUGGAACAAUCCUAAUUUAGAAAGGACAUAGACAGAAAAGACCAGCAGAAAUAAGAAGAUUUUAUUUUCUGUAGAACAGAGAAGAAGGAGUUGAAAAUCACUGUUACUGGAACAAAUGAUCUACUGGCCACUGGGAAGGUAGUAUGAGGCAGGAAAAGCUGAGCAAGCAUUUUUAGAUGUACAGGUGAUGCCAAUAGAAGCCUCAGGAGGGAAUAUGCCAGAGGAUCAAACCCUAUAAAGGUUGUCAGUACUUUUUCUGGAAAAUUCCUAAAAUCUUCAAGGGUAUUUCUAGCCCUCUUUUCAGAGGUAAGCUCAGUGCUACUUCUGGGUUCUUAAGGCAAAUGCCCAACAAACACCAAAGUCUUGUAUUUUCCACUCUCAGCCAGCACUGGCUGUCUUAAGUGGGAUUUUUUUCCCUUUCCUAAGUGUAAGGGACUUGUUUUCAGGAGAAGUGUCCUUUAAAUAUUCAGCUAAAACUGGAGGUAAUUUUUUGCAUGAAUGGCUUUUUACAGCUAGGUCUAAAGCAGAACAAAACUUGUAUUAAACUAAGUGCUACUUUACAUAUCUUAUUUCAAGGGAAAUGAAGGAUUUAUUGCCGUGUAAAUGAUAUACACUUAUUUGUUUCCUACUGGACAUUACAUGUCCCUUUAUCUUUAGGCUGAUGUUGUGCAGCAAACUUUCAAUAUCUGGAAAAUCAGCUGGUACCUACUUCAGUGCAUUAGUAGGAUAUUAUGUUCUCAGAUAGGAAUUUUGCAAAUGAAGUUUGGGUGCUGUUGUAACUGAUUUUCAUCCCCUAUCCCUAAGCUUUCUCUACUAAAUAUCUGUAAAGUGAUUCUGUCUUGUCUGAUACCAUGUGUUUACGUAUUUCCCAGUGUCUGUAUAAAUAUAUUGGCUAUCUGACAGGUUAGCUGGAUUAUGGCAACUGCUGAACAAUGGUGCAUUUGGCAUAUGGGCCACAUGCUCUAUGUGUACACUUGUUCUAGGGCCAAUCUAAUCUCCUUGCAGAGUUUAAGAAAAAUAACACAGUGUGGCAUUAAAAAUGGAUAUUGUUAAAACUGAACAAUGGAUAUUGCAUUGCCAAGUCAUCAUUAAUUAGUGAAGACUUUGACAGAAGCAGAGUUGAAACAUGUUUAAGUAGAUCUUAUGUCAUUUAUUUAAGCUCAAAUGAUUAUUUCUGUGUUCUAGUCUAUACAAAAAUAUUUCUUCAUGAUACUUGUUUGAUUUUCCCCCAGGUCACUGCAAAGUGUUUAUCGUGAUUUUUUGCCCAUGAUUUGGAUCCUAAAGUUGUUAAUAUAGGUGACUGGUUUUAGUAAAACUUGGUUUAACUAAUAGUUUCUUUUCCUUGAUGUAUCUUUUCAUUCUUUCUGUUAUUUUAAGAAAAAUUAAUCCAUUGGCUAUGCUAACUUCAUUUGCAUCAUGACAAGUCUUAGAGAAUCAGUCUAGUGAGAGGGCAUAAGUAAAACUUUUAAGAAAAGGUGUCCUUAUGCAAGAAAAAAAAAGAAAAGGAAAGAAAGAGAUAAAAAGAAAAAAAUUGUAACUUAGUAAGGCUCCAGGGUGGAGGGGGUGUGUUCCCAGUUGAUAUUAGGAUGCAUUGAAAAGGCAAGUGCUAUCCUUUCUCUACUCCCCAUCCCACCCUUCCUCCUCAACCUCAAAAGAAAACAGAAAAUUAUUUUUUUAAACUGUAUUAAUAAUUUAUGUUUAAUACAAAAGGAUGAUUUAAUGGUGUCACCAAAGGUCAUUUUUCUCAUUGUGCAUGCCCUCCACUCUCGACCCCACACCAUCUGGCCAUUCUUCACCCUCACACUUCCAUCCCAGGGCAAACAUGUGUCUCCAUCAGAAUCUAUGGGUGUUGAAGUUCAAUGUGGGGGCAGAGAUUUAACACCAUGACACUAAUGAAAACCAACCAUUCUUCACUUUCAAAUGGUUAAUUACUGCAAGAAGGCAAACUCUUUUCUUGGUUUUUGUUUAGAGACAUUUUAUACAUAUAUAUGUAUAUAUGUGUGUGUAUGUAUGGACAUAUGUAUGUAUAUGCACAUGUACAUGUAUAUAUGUAUAUAUUCAUCUCCAAUAUAAAUAUAAUCAUAUGUGAGAAUUAUAAAUAUGCCUUGGUCAUGUGUCUGUCUUUCUCAUAGUAUCAUAUUGUUACUGUUAUGUUAACUACUCCAUUUAUUGAUUGAUGAAAUUGUGUGUAGAUCUGUAUCCUCCUGACAUAGUUUAUGUAGGGUCUGUUCUCAAAUAAAGUAUAAAACAACAAUG